AUGUCUUUCCGUUUAAAUCCUCGAUUUUUAACUCAUAAUCAUCGUUUUAUAAUCUAUUGUCUAUUAUCAUUAUUAAUAUUUCAACCAAUAUUAUUUCUCAUUUAUCUUUCAUUGAUUACACCACUGUCAUCUGUUGAACAUUGUCGAACAAAUAAUGUUAGAAUAAAUACAAAUAGUUUAUCAGAUCAAUUACAUAGUCAAAAUUUAAAUACUGAUCAACAUCAUAUUUCAGCAAAUACAAGUGAUAUAUCAAAUAUUUUACAAUUCAGUCCACGUAUAUUGUGCUGGAUACCAACAACACAUGAAAGAUUAGAUAGAGCACUUGUUAUACAUGAAACAUGGGGAAAACGUUGUGAUCGUACAAUAUUUAUAAUUGGUCGUCACCGUGCAGCAAAACCAUUAAAUCGUACCAUUUAUCCAUUUUCAGUUGCUUAUAUUGGAGAUGAAAAAAUAGAAAAAUACAAUCGAUUAAGUGAAAAAGUGUUACUUUCAUUAUUGUAUCUAUACAAACGUUAUAUUAAUGAAUUUGAUUGGUUUUUAAAAGCGGAUGAUGAUACGUACGUAAUUAUUGAAAAUUUACGACAUUUUCUUCGACGAAAAUUAUCAAAUUCAACCGGCUAUUUUGGUUUUGUAGCCAAAACUCGUGACCGUCCGUAUCCGUCAGGUGGUGCCGGUUAUGUAUUGAGUCAAACAACACUAUUAAAAUUAGGUGAACAAAUAUUGACAAAACCAGACAAACGUAAAUUAUGUCGUGAUAAUGAAGCAGAAGAUGUUAAUUUAGCUUAUUGUUUAGCUCGUAUAAAUAUAUCUGUAGCAAAUACGCGAGAUCAAAAUCAAUUAGAAACAUUUCAUCCCAUGACAUUUGAAGAACAUUUUUUAGGAAAAUUUUCACGUUGGGUUGAAACUUAUUCACAAUUUGAUCAAAAAAAAGGAGAAAAAUGUUGUAGUAAUUUUACAAUUUCAUUUCAUGGAAUGGUACCACGUGCUAUGAAAUUAUUGCACUUUCUGUUGUAUAAUAUACAAAUUGCACAAAUUUAA
Messenger RNA from Didymodactylos carnosus, 1038 nucleotides. NCBI's taxonomy places the organism in Eukaryota, Metazoa, Rotifera, Eurotatoria, Philodinida, Philodinidae. The record is from the annotation of a GenBank genome assembly.